GUACUUAUUGCUUGUUCUUCCUUAGCUAUGACGCCUGCAGAUAUUGUCCCAGAGAACUCACCAUGGUCAGCUUCAGAAUUGUCAACCAAGUUGCUCUCGUAGUGGCCCUUCUGUCAUCAUGCACGCUCGCUUCAGAACUUCACGUGGAAACUACCAGUGGCCCUGUGGAGGGAAUCUAUAACACUUCCACGAAAUCCGUACGGGCGUUCUUAGGCAUCCCCUUUGCCGAGCCACCCACAGGAACAGCCCGAUUCAAGCCGCCGAUUCCGAGGAAGCGUUUCAAUAGUCGUAUCGAUGCUUCGUCGUUCCCACCAACUUGCCCGGGACAGUAUACCUUCUCCAACGAGUCGGUCUGGAGUGUCUUGCCAUACCUGCCGUGGGACACUGACAACAUGUCGGAGGAUUGCCUCGCGAUCAAUAUCUGGGCGCCCGCGGCUAGUCAUAAGAAGCAAAGCGGCAAGGCCGCGGUGAUGAUGUUCACCUACGGCGGAGCUUUCACUCAGGGCGGGACAGCGGUCGCAUUCUACGAUGGUACGAACCUGGUUGAGGACAACGAGGAUAUAAUCGUCGUUUCAUUUAAUUAUCGUGUCUCUGUUUUCGGGUACCCCAAUGCACCCGAUCUUGCACAGCAAAAUGCUGGACUCCUCGAUCAGAGACUCGCUGUUGAAUGGGUACAUCGUAAUAUCGCUCAAUUCGGUGGAGACCCCUCCAAGAUAAUGCUCUUUGGUCAGAGCGCCGGGGCAGCUUCUGCAGACCUAUAUACCUACGCGUAUCCGAAAAAUCCCAUUGUUCACGCCGUUGCUAUGCAAUCCGGCGCCGCAGGCUUAAUUACAAGUGACGAUGUCCACCAUCAAAAUUGGAAGAAUCUAUCUAGCGCCUUGGGAUGCAGUACCCUAAGUUGCAUGCAAACAAAGCCAUGGGAAGAGAUCCUCGAGGAGGUGUCUUCGGGGCCCUACAAGUUUAAUCCGGUGCAAGACAACGUAACGGUAUUCCCCGACAUCGAAGCCCGUUCUAAGCAGGGCGGGCUCGCCCGUCUGCCGACGUUAAUUGGAGGCGCCAACCGUGAAGCCUCAGCGUACUUUAAUUUAAGCUCGAAAUCCAUUAAUGAGACGCUAGUAUAUACUGCGACACAGCAGACGUUCAACUGUCCCAUUGUCCAAACUACGACUGAACGUCUCGGACAAGACAUUCCAACUUGGCGAUAUCUGUACCACGGAAAUUGGUCGAAUAUGAGCCCAACACGAUGGCUCGGAGCGUACCACUCCAGUGAUGUACCCAUUGUCUUUGGAACGUACAACAAGUCAACGAUUAAGAGCCCUAGUCCGGGAGAAGUUGCAGCGAGUAAAUAUAUUCAAGGCGCCUGGGUGGCCUUUGCUAAAGACCCCUGGCACGGGUUACAUGCAUACGGGUGGCCGCAGUUUACCUCGCAGAACCGGUCCUUGAUCAAUUUAGCACUAGAUAACCGCGCCACGGCCACGAUAACCUCUGCGGAGGAAUGGGAUUCGCAAUGUCACAAGGGGAAGUUUGUUCCGUGAUCGAUGUUGCACAAGUGAAGAAUAUAUUUGACAUAUUCAACUUAUAUUAGAUAUAUACACUCUGGGCUGAGCCAGUUGUAUAUGUAGGAUGUGAAGGUACAAUGGCGUAAGGCUUGAAU
Molecule: messenger RNA, 1654 nt
Organism: Aspergillus alliaceus
Lineage: Eukaryota; Fungi; Ascomycota; Eurotiomycetes; Eurotiales; Aspergillaceae
Product: carboxylesterase family protein
Exons: 7
Coding region: 63-1535 (490 amino acids)
Molecular function (GO): carboxylic ester hydrolase activity
Source: RefSeq, a predicted model, not a curated record